Molecule: messenger RNA, 1680 nt
Organism: Pistacia vera
Lineage: Eukaryota; Viridiplantae; Streptophyta; Magnoliopsida; Sapindales; Anacardiaceae
Product: cellulose synthase-like protein B4
Exons: 8
Coding region: 13-1680 (555 amino acids)
Biological process (GO): plant-type primary cell wall biogenesis; cellulose biosynthetic process
Cellular component (GO): trans-Golgi network; plasma membrane
Molecular function (GO): mannan synthase activity; cellulose synthase (UDP-forming) activity
Source: RefSeq, a predicted model, not a curated record
GAAUGGAAAAAGAUGAAGGAUGAGUACGAGCAACUUUGCAGAAAGAUUGAAAAUGCAACGCAACAGCCUUUUCCCUUUGGUCUAACUGGUGAGUUAGUUGUUUUUUCCAAUACAGAGCUCCGAAACCAUCCAGAAAUAGUCAAGGUCCUAUGGGAGAACAAGGAGGGUCUUCCAGAUGCGGUGCCACAUUUAAUUUACAUAUCCAGGGAGAAGCGGCCAGAACAUCAACAUCAUUACAAAGCAGGAGCUAUGAAUGUGCUUACUAGAGUCUCUGGGUCGAUGACAAACGCUCCAUUCAUGCUUAAUGUGGACUGCGACAUGUUUGUCAACAACGCACAGAUUUUCCGUCAGGCAAUGUGUCUCCUGCUGGGUUCCAAGAAUGAAAGAGACUGCGGAUUUGUUCAGUCUCCGCAAUUAUUUUAUGACAGACCCGAACAACUACUGAUUUUGCAUGAAUAUGUGGGCAAAGGAAUAGUGGGAAUUCAAGGAGCUUUUUAUCAAGGUACAGGAUGUUUUCAUAGACGAAAAGUUAUCUACGGUCUACGGCCGGAUGAGGUAGAAGUUCAAGGAAGAGAUGUUUACUCAGAUGAGAAUGAAUUACAAAGGGAUUUUGGAAUCUCAAGGGAAUUCAUGAAAUCAGCUGCUCAUGCUUUGAAAGGGAAGACAGAUUAUUAUCCUAGCAACCUAUCGGAAUCUCUUGAGGCAGCUCACCAGGUUGCAGGUUGUGGCUAUGAGUACGGCACUAGCUGGGGUACAAAGUUUGGGUGGAUGUAUGGAUCCACUACAGAAGAUAUCUUAACAGGGUUGACCAUCCACAAUAGAGGCUGGAGAACAGGGUAUUGCUCACCUGACCCUCCAGCCUUUCUAGGGUGUGCACCACCUGGUGGGCCGGCAACGAUGACCCAACAAAAGAGGUGGGCCACUGGACUGCUUGAGAUUCUAUUCAGCAAACACAACCCCAUUUUUGGUACCCUCAAAGGCAAGCUCCAAUUUAGGCAGUGCUUGGCGUAUUUGUGGAUCUUUCUUUGGGGAUUACGCUCAAUUCCUGAGCUGUGCUACGCUCUUCUACCAGCUUAUUGCCUCAUUACCAACUCCAAUUUCUUACCCAGUAUCCAGGAACCAGGCAUAUAUAUUUUUGUUGCCUCCUUUGUGAGCUACAACCUGUAUACUCUAUCAGAGAUCAUCCGAACUGGUUUCUCAAUUAAGGCAUGGUGGAUUACCCAAUGCAUGGCAAGAAUUAUCACAUUGAGUGCAUGGUUAUUUGGAGUAAUAAAUGUGGUACUGAAGCUCCUAGGAUUAUUAGAGACAGAAUUUGAAGUUACACGAAAAGGCCAAUCAACUUCUGAUGAUGGUGGGGACGAUGAUGAUGGUCAAUUUGUCUUUGAUGAGUCACCGGUUUUUGUACCAAUCACGGUGGUUGUAAUGGUGCACCUGACCGCAUUGGCUAUCAGCUUGUUUAGGUUACUACCACAAUCAAGCGGGCAAGGGUCAGGGCUUGGGGAGUUGUUCGGCAGUGUGUUUGUGUUGGUAUCCUUCUGGCCAUUUGUGCAAGGUCUGUUCAGGAAAGGAAAAUAUGGGAUUCCCUUAUUCACUAUAUUCAAAUCUGCUGCUUUGGCUUUACUUUUUAUACAUUUAUGUAAAGAGGUUCAGAAGAUUUGUGUUAUUGUUGACAUGAAAUAG